This is a messenger RNA of Phaeoacremonium minimum UCRPA7, 855 nucleotides long. Its product is annotated as putative tetracenomycin polyketide synthesis o-methyltransferase tcmp protein. The coding region runs from base 1 to 855 and encodes 284 amino acids. Gene Ontology annotation, molecular function: methyltransferase activity. Gene Ontology annotation, biological process: methylation. The transcript has a single exon. NCBI's taxonomy places the organism in Eukaryota, Fungi, Ascomycota, Sordariomycetes, Togniniales, Togniniaceae. The record is from RefSeq and is a predicted model, not a curated record.
AUGAGUGACCCGGUCAAAAAGCCCAAGAUGAAGCUUGACUUCACCGGCGUGCAAGAAACACUGCUUGCGACGCUGUACUCCAGAUGGUAUGACUUCCAGCUGCCUAAACUUAUUCUAGGCGAUAAGCACGCAGUGGAAAUCGUCGAUCAGCUUGACUAUGAUUUCACAAAGCUCCGCAUGAGACCUGGGACUUGCGCCUCGCUCUGCUUGCGUGCGCGGACAUUCGACCGCUGGACCAGUGAGUUCCUGGAUGCUCACGGCGACCAGGAUGUCACGGUCCUUCAUCUCGCGGCUGGCUUUGACACACGCGCCUUGCGCUUGCAGGACAACUGUGGGAGUAACGUCCACUGGAUCGACCUGGAUGUCCCCGACGUGGUCGACAUGCGGCGCAAACUGAUCCCAGAGCCUCAGCUGCCUGGCGGCUACGAGCUGAUCGCCGCCAGCGUCACGGACAACGACUGGCUCACGAGCCUGCCCCCUCAUCGCCCUACAGUGGUUGUGUUUGAGGGCCUUUCUUGCUACCUCAAGCCAGAAGAGAUGCGCAGUAUGGUGGAGAGGGUGACCGGGCACUUCAAAACAGGCCAGCUGCUAUUUGACGCUGUCGCAUGGAUUAUUAUUAGCUGCCAAAACCUGAUGAGCAUCACGCGUACCACCGGUGCUGUCUUAUCAUGGGGAACAGAUGAUCCGCAUGAGUUGGAGGCGUGGCAUGAGGGACUGAAGCUGAAGGAUAUAGAACUGAUGUCUGAUAACAAGGACAACAAGGACCUGUCGCCCAAACUGCAGUGGAUACUCUGGUUUGUCGCACAUAUGCCUUACUUCAGAUAUGUAGGAAGGCACUUGAGGUACGAAUGGUGA